CAGAAUAAGACCUUGUUGACAGGGGUUCUUCGCACCAUUAUCCAUUCUAUAUCGUAGCAUAGAAGACUCAAGCCUUACAUUUGAACAUCGGGGGCGCAAUGCAAGUUCCAGGUUUUUUUUAUUGUUCAUCAAGCCUUCCAAGCCCCUACACAAGCUGGUCUUGCGGUUGCCAUCCCGAGAAUGUUCCCUCGCCAUUGCCUUUUUACCUAGGUUGACUUUGCCUCGUUCCUUCUCUGAACCCAACAAGCCAAAUGCCUGAUAUAGAGAUCCUGUCCCACCCGUUUUGGUGGCCUAGACUUCUAGCCUGUUGGUGUUCCCAUCUGCCCAGCACCAAUAUCACAACACCAACAUCAAAGUGCUCACAAGAUGCUACGUCCCAGGCCGUCAGUGAUUUCCUUGACCCGCGCAGACGUUACCGAGGUUGUUCACCGCCGUCGGUUCCGCAGAUAUCUUGAAUGCGAGAAGGACAAUAUCUGUGUUGACUUGGCCCCGGCCGAGACAAAUAUUACAUACAAGCUAGACCGACCCGAGACUUCGCCGUCGCGUACCGCCCAGAGCAAAACCGUACCAACGGCGUACGAUAGCACCCAGAGCAGCUCUCCUACUAUGCGCAGCGAGAUCUGUCAUUGGGUAACGGAUCUGCCACUACUACUGCUCUCGGACAAGGAGGUUGGGAAAGACAUGUCUCCGCCGCCUGAAGUAUCCGGCAGCCAAGUGCGACACUCGAGAACACGAGGCAGACCGCAGCAAGGCCCCGACUGGACACUGCAGCUGUGCCUGCGGCCCAAGCGUAGUCCGCAUGUCGCUACGGCUCCCGUUGUAGAUGAUGGCUCAACAGGUUUGCAAGACUUGCGCGAGGAUCUGACGGGGGCGGGGGAAUCGCUUGAUAACAGUCAGAAAACGAAACAAAGCGGUGUUACGAUGAUUCACAAGCCGGGACUAUCACCGCCAUGCUUGUCGGAUGUGGACUCGCCGAGUAUGAGAGGAGGAGAGACAAACGAGGCAACGCCUACUCGCCAAGUUUGUAGCCAUCAUAAGCCCCAAGAAUUAUACGAUCCCUGGUUAAUCGCAGUGACCAGGGCGGCCUCUCAGAAGAUAGCACAGAUGUGAGGCUGCAGAGUGGUGCAGGCCCCUCCACCCCCCGGCGCGCGUUGCCUUCAACUUCGCCCGGCAGCCCCCCG
Molecule: messenger RNA, 1181 nt
Organism: Chaetomium fimeti
Lineage: Eukaryota; Fungi; Ascomycota; Sordariomycetes; Sordariales; Chaetomiaceae
Exons: 1
Coding region: 367-1110 (247 amino acids)
Source: RefSeq, a predicted model, not a curated record